AUGGGUGUGAUUACCGAAGUUAUUAUUGGUUACCUUCGUCCAAACUCGGGAUUGUGUCUUAUGACUUUGAAGUCCUUAAGUUACCAGGUGGAUAAUCAAGCCGAAUCUUUUAUUGCAGAUCAGAAACUUGCUCAUUAUGCCAAGAUUCCUCAAAGAUCCGUUUUCAGAGGUCAAUUGAUUGCUGUUUUUUUCCAAUGCCUUACUGCUUUGUGUGUUAUCAACUGGCAAAUUAACAAUAUUCCUGGUAUCUGUACCGAUGAAGCCGAAAAUCACUUUACAUGUCCUAAGGAUGUGAACUUUUACUCAUCAUCAGUCUUCUGGGGUGUGAUUGGUCCAAGAAGAAUCUUCAGUGGCUUAUAUCCUAUUCUUAAAUGGUGCUUCUUGAUUGGUUUCCUUCUUGCUCCUUUGUGCGCAGCUUUGAAGAGGUAUUUCCCUAAGUACACCACUCAUUUUGAACCAUCUCUUAUUAUUGGUGGAAUGUUGCAAUACGCUCCUUAUAAUUUAUCAUAUCUUACUGGAGGUUUAUAUGCAUCGUAUGCGUUCAUGCACUACCUUAAGAAGCACCAUGCUAGGUGGUGGGAAAAGUACAAUUAUGUUUUGGCAGCAUCAUUUUCCUCCGCUGUUGCAUUUUCGGCUAUUAUCAUAUUCUUUGCAGUUAAAUAUCAUCCAAAACCUAUAAGUUGGUGGGGUAAUGAUGUUUUAGAUUUGGGUGUUGAAGGUGGUGAAGGUCAACAAACAUUACUUAAUGCUACCAGUGUAGCCGGUGGCUACUUUGGUCCAAGGAAAGGUGAUCUUCCUUGA
Brettanomyces bruxellensis is the source of this 801-nucleotide messenger RNA. RefSeq lists its product as uncharacterized. The record is from RefSeq and is a predicted model, not a curated record. Bases 1 to 801 code for a protein of 266 amino acids. Gene Ontology annotation, molecular function: oligopeptide transmembrane transporter activity. Gene Ontology annotation, biological process: transmembrane transport. The transcript has a single exon. Lineage: Eukaryota; Fungi; Ascomycota; Pichiomycetes; Pichiales; Pichiaceae.